Messenger RNA from Anolis carolinensis (green anole), 1361 nucleotides. RefSeq names its product ATPase H+ transporting V1 subunit D (gene atp6v1d). Gene Ontology annotation, molecular function: proton-transporting ATPase activity, rotational mechanism. The transcript is spliced from 9 exons. The record is from RefSeq and is a predicted model, not a curated record. Gene Ontology annotation, cellular component: proton-transporting V-type ATPase complex. NCBI's taxonomy places the organism in Eukaryota, Metazoa, Chordata, Lepidosauria, Squamata, Anolidae. The coding region runs from base 120 to 866 and encodes 248 amino acids.
GAAGUGGAGGCCGUGGUGCCCUUGGCAACCGAAAGGAGUCACGUGACGGCCCCGGCUGGAGGGGAGACUGGAGCGAGCUGUUUUUUCUUCACUGAGCUCCAGCUUCCUUUGGUGCCAGGAUGUCGGGCAAGGAUCGGAUCGAGAUCUUCCCUUCGCGGAUGGCUCAGACCAUCAUGAAAGCACGUUUGAAAGGAGCCCAGACAGGCCGCAACCUCCUGAAGAAAAAAUCUGAUGCUUUGACUUUACGAUUCCGGCAGAUUCUGAAGAAAAUUAUUGAGACAAAGAUGUUAAUGGGCGAGGUGAUGAGAGAAGCGGCUUUUUCACUUGCAGAGGCAAAGUUCACAGCUGGAGACUUCAGUACUACUGUGAUUCAGAAUGUAAACAAAGCUCAAGUCAAGAUCAGAGCAAAGAAAGAUAAUGUAGCAGGUGUGACCCUGCCAGUUUUUGAGCACUAUCAAGAAGGAGGGGACAGUUAUGAGCUGACUGGUUUAGCCAGAGGUGGAGAGCAGUUGGCCAAACUGAAAAGGAACUAUGCCAAAGCAGUAGAACUCCUUGUAGAACUGGCAUCACUUCAGACUUCCUUUGUUACACUGGAUGAAGCUAUCAAAAUAACAAAUAGGCGUGUAAAUGCUAUUGAGCAUGUGAUUAUUCCCAGGAUUGAACGUACAUUGUCUUAUAUCAUAACAGAGUUGGAUGAACGAGAGAGAGAAGAGUUCUACAGAUUAAAGAAGAUCCAAGAGAAGAAGAAAAUAAUAAAAGAGAAGAAUGAAAAACUGCAAGCAGCACGGAGAGCUGCUGGAGAGGAUAUCCGAGAACCUGCCAAUUUGCUUGUAGAAGAUAAAGAUGAGGAUCUUCUGUUUGAAUAGCUAUAUGUAACAGAGCACUGAGAAUAAGGUAUUGUUCUGAAUACACCGUGGCCGUUAUUUAUGUCGUGGCUCUUCAUUUGUAUUUGCCUGAACUCUCCACUCAGUUAUUUGGGAAUUUUUUUCUGUUAUGCAAAGCGGCUAAUUUUCAGUAGUUAAACAUAUGCAUGAAGCAGAACCACUAGCUGUUUUAUUCCCCACAGAAAAAUUGGAAAGCUUGGCAUCUUCUAUUCAGCUUUACUGAAUUUCCCUUCUUGCAUACUAUCCAAUUGUUGUGAGCAAAAAAAUGUUUUAACCUGCUUCAUGUUUAGAGGUGAAAGCUAUUGUAAUAUGUUUGGAAAUUUUGAAAUCAUUUCCACUUUCUUCAACUUGCUGAAAACAAAUCCGUAUUCGUAUUUUCAAUGUAGUUUGCCUCCCUCCUUCCCAAAGAACAAUUUUUUAUUUUGAUUGAAUCUGCCAAUUCAUUUGUGCUGUAAAUCAUUAAAAAGUUUAAAUUUG